AUGGCAGACCACACUGAGACAGCAAAGGAUUGCUGGCACUAUGCGCAAAAGGUCCGCAAGCAAUUGCAGAAGGAGCUGGAGAAGCUCAAGAACGACCCCGAGGGAAACGAGCUUAAGCGAUUCGAGGCUCUCGAGAACGUCAUUGCCAGUCUCCGGCUCGCCUGCAUCCAAACCAUUUUUCAUUCGUUCGAGUAUGGGACCACCGAAAAGGUCGACAACAGCCUGUGGCAGGCGCACAGCCUCGUCAACUCCGAGUAUCGCAAGGCCUCCCUCCGCCUGAAGGGCUCGCAGCACAAUGUGCUCAAGCGCAAACUCGACAAGAUGUACAUGGCCUUUCUCAAGACGGCGCAAGGCUUCUACAUUGCCUACAUCCAGCGUCUGGCCGCCGUCUUCCCCGUGCCCGAGCUUCUGCGCAUCGCCAAGGGCAUCAAGGCCGAGAACCUCGUCGAGCAGAACCCGAUCGCGAACGUCACGCCCGUCGUGCGCCAAUGCAUCCUCAAGUUCUGCCAUGCCGCGCUCAUCCACCUCGGCGACCUUUCCAGAUACCGCACGCAGAAUCGCCCCAAAGUCCCUUAUGAGGCGGCUUUGGUCUACUAUUCGCUCGCUCACGACAUCAUACCAACCUCGGGCUUCGCUCAUCACCAGAUGGGCAUCAUCUACCUGGAUGAAAAGAAGCACCUGGACAUCAUAUACCACUUCUACCGCGCCCUGGCUAUCGAGGAGCCUCAUCCCAUGGCGACACAAAAUCUCGAGGCCGAACUAAAGACCGUUCAGCAGCCGUCAACGCCAGCUCGUCGCGCCGGCCCCCCUGAUCCGCAGGAGGCUUUCGUGCUCUGGUUCGUCCGUCUGCACUCCCAUCUCUACAAGGGAGAGCCGUUCCCGCAGCACCAAGAACUCGAAGAUGAAGUGAUCUCCCGACUGGAGAUGGCCAUCAAGGCGCCAAACACGCGGGACAUGCUGCAGAAGAUGGUUCUACUUAAUGUUGCAGCCUUUCAUCAUUCUAACAGAAAAAUGACCAACAAGUGGACUAUCGCUGCUUCGCGAUCCUCGCACUUCAUCCUGCGCCUCAACGCCCGCUUCUUCUCGACGUUUUGCCGUCUUCUCAAGAAGGAGGUGGAAGACAUCAUUGAAAGACAGGCAAAGGGCGAACAGACUUCCGCAGACGGUGCCAGCAAGGAGGCAAAUAAGAUCACGCCCCUGCUCGAAAAUACCCUGCCGUUUGUGCGCCUCUACGCAGCUUGGCUCGUGGCCUGCCGCGUUGAGAUUCUCAACGCCCAAGACCCUCUCGAGCCUUUCGUAAAGAACAUGUACAAGGACUUCGCAAAGGCCCUGACUGUUCUGUGCGAGAUGUAUGGUAAUGAAGAUCUCAAGCUGACACCAUAUUUGCUUCCCGAGGACCAGGAAUCCGUAGGACUACUUCCCCUCUACGGCUUGCAGCUGCCAGAGACCUGCCGCAUUCAUUACGAAGAGGGUACCCGAACGGUCAAGCCGCAGGCUAUUCAUUACGACGGCCAGCAACUUGAUGCUCUUCACGAGGUAUUUGCCCGAGUGUUGAACACGAUCAAGUGCGGAUUCUUCCUGGCCAAUGACGACACCAACUUUCCCUUCUCAUACGGCACGUCAACUAAGGGUCUUACGUUCACUUUCGAGGAGGACUACGUUGCCAAACCGACAGCCCAACAGCCCGCAAGACCAGCUGUUGAGGAUAGCGCGCCUCCGCGGCCCCCGUCCGUUCCCAAGGAAGCGGCACGAACAAAGCAUGUUCAAAAGACGCCGUCCAAAUCGGCACCAAAAAUGCCGCCACCUAAGCCUACCACAGCACGGACGCAUCAACAGCAGCCCACGCCUGGCCGCAACAGCAACAAGACCCAGGGCCAGUCCGAGUACGAUUUCAGUUCCGAUACAGAUAUGCUGAACAUGGUCAACGACUUCCUGAUGCCUCCUAGCGCCACCCAUGCUUCCCCUGUCCAGAGUCCCGAAGAUACCUCGUACGGAAUGAACUCGGCAAUGGCAAACGAGGUAUUCGGUGUGCCCCCGACUAACAGUCCGCCCGCACUCGGAUCCGCCACCGGGAAAACGUUCCCCAGCCUGCCUUGGAACAUGAUUUACACACCAACACCGCACACCAAAAAUUCUGAGCUGACACCGCCAGACCGUGCUGCGCGAGACGCGGCUGCGAGGAGGUCCUUUGAUGCCGGCGCGCCUGCGAGAAAUGUCCAGAUCUCUAGCACAGGUCUCCUUGAUGACCCCUUCGCAGAUGGGUCAGACGGGCAGUACUUGCCACUGCAGCACCAGCAGCAACAACGACGCUACCCAGGUACACCUGACUUGAAUGCUCACCAAGACCGUCUGUUGCAGGCUUUUGGCAAGCAGCCGACAGACACAAGAUCUAUGAGCCGUGAUUUCUCGGGAGGCUACGGGCUUUGGAACAGUGCAUACCCAGAGGUCAACCCGAAUGCACUCCAGCCCCGAGCCUCAUCAGCUCAUGUACGCUCACUGAGCGGAGCUCGGCCUCAGUAUGCUCCUCAAAGCCCCAACGUGCCCCAGGCCGGAGAGAACUUUCCCUUGUCGUCAGACACUCAGUUCUCCAACAACAGCGGCAUUUUCCAGAGCACUCCGUGCAACGGGAUCGCGUAUACUGCAACGACCGCAUUUGGACGUGGCCCCAUCGCCCACAUGACGGAGGAUCCCACUCACUACAAGAACCUGGUCAGACAAAACGGUGGUGCUGCUACUGACGGCUACACUGCGGGCUACAAUGACAUGAUCCUACAGUCCGCUAUGGCCGACGAGAUGAGGCGCGCCUCGGGCCAGAACCUGCGUCGCUGA
Molecule: messenger RNA, 2829 nt
Organism: Colletotrichum gloeosporioides
Lineage: Eukaryota; Fungi; Ascomycota; Sordariomycetes; Glomerellales; Glomerellaceae
Exons: 4
Coding region: 1-2829 (942 amino acids)
Biological process (GO): nuclear-transcribed mRNA catabolic process, nonsense-mediated decay
Cellular component (GO): telomerase holoenzyme complex
Molecular function (GO): telomerase RNA binding; telomeric repeat DNA binding; protein binding
Source: RefSeq, a predicted model, not a curated record